This is a messenger RNA of Vitis riparia (riverbank grape), 1874 nucleotides long. RefSeq lists its product as uncharacterized. The record is from RefSeq and is a predicted model, not a curated record. The transcript has 5 exons. Lineage: Eukaryota; Viridiplantae; Streptophyta; Magnoliopsida; Vitales; Vitaceae. Gene Ontology annotation, molecular function: starch binding. The coding region runs from base 144 to 1511 and encodes 455 amino acids. Gene Ontology annotation, cellular component: membrane.
UCUCACCUGAGUCUCACCCACCACAGCGCCACAGCCACUUGUACAUAACCCAAGAAAAUCACCCAGUGUUUUUCACUACUUUCUCCAUUCCCCUCUUCUUCCCGUGUUCCCCUCUCAGUCGUGGCCAUUGCUAACUGUACUGAAUGAUGAAAGCCCUAGCCAGCUCUUCUUCCAGGGUUUUCCCUGGAAAGUAUAGAGAGAAAUGGUUUUCGUCUACUAUGGAUGCCCAGAUUCGUUUCUUGCGAUGUCAGAAGCUGGUUGAUGUUGGUUUCUUCAAUUCGAUUUCUGUGCAGCAUAAGCCCAUCCCUCCCAUUUCUUCGUCGUCUCCAGAACCCCAGGCCGAAUUGGAAACUGCAGAAACUAAGAUUCAAAAGAAAUCUCGAUCCAAUACUGUUCAUGUCAGAUUACAGUUGCAGAAACGGUGCUCGUAUGGUGAGCAGUUUCUGAUAGUAGGGGAUGAUCCCAUGUUUGGCCUAUGGGACCCAUCAAUCGCAGUACCCUUGUGCUGGUCAGACGGCCAUGUGUGGACAGCAGAACUGGAUAUACCCAUUGGAAAAUUGAUCCAGUUCAAGUUCAUACUGAAAGGAAUUACUGGGACUAUCUUGUGGCAGCCCGGCCCAGAUAGAAUUCUUCGCACCUGGGCAACAGAAAACACAAUCACUGUUGUUGAAGAUUGGGAAGAUGCUGAGCUGCAGAAAAUAACAGAGGGACCAGUUUCUAUUCUAAAUGAGGAACCAGUCAUCAAUUCAGACACGUUGAUUGCUGCAGAGGAUGUGACUCAUACAAAAGAUAAACACAUAUCUGAUAUAAACAAGGAAUCAGCAAUUACUGUUACCACAGCUCAUCCAUCUGAGAAACCACCAGCAGAGGCACAGAAUAAACUAACUGUUGCAGACAACAUUCCUAAAUCACAAGAAAAACUCAUGGCUAUGGUUGCAGAGAAUAUCAUUUACCCAAAGGAGGAACCCCUUGCAAAUGCUAAUGAAGUGCUUCGAACAAAGACUGCACCUUCUCCUGAGGCUACCUCUGAGAAAGAUGUGUUGAUGGCAGGGAACAACCUUGCAGAUAAUGGCAGAGCUGCGCCUAUCAAGAAUCCAGGAAGCGCAGAAAUUAAGGAAAAUUUGAUUACCUAUGAAGGUCCUGUUCUUGUACCGGGUUUGACGCCAUUGUCAACAAUACCAACUGAAGAAACAAGCCAAGAUGGGGACAAGAGAAGUACUUCAAUGGAUGCCUCAGUCGGAGCAAUGGAAGCUAAGGAUCAGACUGUACCAGAGUCAGAUGACAAACAAGAACCUGAAGGUGAACCACAUCACGAGGGUACAACAGAAAUGGUGUUCAUUGAUGAGAAGGAAGAACUACAGGAUGCUGAACUCGAACAAGAGACUUCUUUGGCCGAAGAAAACCAGAUGAACUCAGAUUCACCUGGCAAUGGUUUCUUGGGAAAUGAUGUACAAUGGGGUCGUAGAACUCUGCAGAAGUUUCUCACUAACUUGGGUUUCCCUAUAGCAUGAAUUCAACAGGAACACAACUGGGAAAGGAGCUCGUCCAAAUUAAAUACAGCCUGCAAGUCUGCAACUUCCAUUGCCUAAAUUUUCAAAGUGGCCCUGCAAUCAGGAGAGAGGGGCAUUCUUGGUGGAUGUUUGUAUGUACAUAUAGAAUUUCUGUUACUUUUACCUGUUAGAAUUUGUAUCUCAUCUUUAUCUUGCUGUGCACCAUUAUUUGAGAGUGAUCAGAUUUUUGUACUUGUAACAGUGUAUGAUUUGCAAGCAUACCAUGAGAUCCUGUUCUUAAACUUGAUGGAAAUUGAGUACUAAAUAGUCCAGGACUCAGGUGGUGUUUGUUUUUUUGGACUUUUUGCUGAAAUCAAUUUAUUU